AUGGCUACAACACGUUGGGAGAGCACACUCUAUUCUUCGGAGAAAUUUGUCGAAGCUUGCGGGGCUGUCGUGUUUAACACUGAGAAGCCGGAGCAAGUCCUUUUACUAUACUAUGCUGCCUUGGACGAAUGGUUGCUACCGAAAGGAAGACGUAACUGUAACGAAUCUCGGAAAGACGCAGCCAUACGAGAAGUUCGCGAAGAGUCAGGCUGUGCGAUUCGAUUACGCCCCGUAACAAUGACUACUCGAGCUCCAUCUGACUUGGAAGCGGCUGAUGUCAAGGAUAUCCCACGCACUUACGACAGCCUCACGGAAGCUUUUAUGCUAGACGUUCGGGACUUGGGGAAGGGUAACGGUGUUAAGUUAGUCUGGUGGUUUAUCGCAGAACUGGACAGCAUCGCGGGAGAUGGAGAAGCGCAGUUCGAACCCAAAUUCUUUCGGAGCGACGAAGCCGUCAAGAUACUGACGUUCCAGAAAGAUCGCGAUGUGCUAGUGAAGGCUUUGGAGCUCGUAGGACGCGGCGCCGAUAAGACGAGGGAGACUUGA
Daldinia childiae is the source of this 546-nucleotide messenger RNA. RefSeq lists its product as uncharacterized. Lineage: Eukaryota; Fungi; Ascomycota; Sordariomycetes; Xylariales; Hypoxylaceae. Bases 1 to 546 code for a protein of 181 amino acids. Gene Ontology annotation, molecular function: bis(5'-nucleosyl)-tetraphosphatase (asymmetrical) activity. The record is from RefSeq and is a predicted model, not a curated record. The transcript has a single exon. Gene Ontology annotation, biological process: ATP biosynthetic process; AMP biosynthetic process.